This is a messenger RNA of Triticum aestivum (bread wheat), 754 nucleotides long. RefSeq lists its product as uncharacterized. Bases 195 to 593 code for a protein of 132 amino acids. The record is from RefSeq and is a predicted model, not a curated record. The transcript has 3 exons. Lineage: Eukaryota; Viridiplantae; Streptophyta; Magnoliopsida; Poales; Poaceae.
CCACCCCCAUUCGAACCAGCAGCCACUCUAUCCUUAUCCACACAACACUCUUCCUCUCUCGCGCUAUCGCUUCGCAGCCGUCGCCACUAUCGUGGUCGUCGUCUGCCGGCGUCACUGGCCCAGUCUUCCUUGUCGCCCACGCCGUCCCUUGCUGGCUCGAACGUCCUCGCCCUCGCUGUCCGCCAUCACCACCAAUGUCCUCAUCGUUACCGUCGCCCGCGCCUUCCGCCGCCUCCAACAUCGUCGCCGUCCCCGUCCCCGUCGACCUCGCCGUUCACUGCCGCCACUGUCCUCGCUCUCCAUGUCGUCUCCAUACACCCCGGGGGUCAUUCUUCUCGCUCUUCCUCCUCCGAGACCUUGGUAAAGCAAGAGACCUCGGUAAAGCAGGAAGAGAGCGUGAAGAACGAUCAUCACGGGCAAUCAAAAUAACAAUGGAGAAGCCGAGACGACAUGUUAGGAAUCCUAUGGUCAUAGACUCCGUCGCGAGGGUGAGUGAGUACAUGGAGAUAGUGCUCUCCUAUGCCGAGAGCGCUCGAGCUUACACCGAGAGCACUGCAGCACCUUCAAAGGAGCUGUCUAGAGUGUGUGAGUAGCCAUCAAAGCUGCACGGACCGCCUAUGCCGAGAUCUUGAAAAAAAAUUGGAGGCGAGGAGAGCUCAUUACCGAGGCGAACAUUUGCUUUUGAACUACUAGUGCACUGCCUUUAUGUGAUCUGUAUGAUCGAUGCUUAUGAACAUAAUUCAGUGUUGCUAUG